AUGACCAGCAUCGAAAACCUUCCCGAGAUCGGAUAUGCAUUUCUCAAAACCUAUUAUCAAAGGAUGCAUCAGGAUCCAUCCAAGGUGCAUCAUUUGUACUCAACCACUGCGGAGGUGACGCAUGUGAAUUACCAAAGUGAGUGGAAUACGAAUGAUGAGCAACUGCCUACAGUCAAACUCAUCGGCAAGGAAAAUAUCAGCAAAUUUUAUACCAGACACAGCAAAAAAGUGCGGUCAAUUCAGGUGAAAAUCGACACUUGUGAUUUCCAAUCUGCCGGAGCUAACAAUUCAAGCAUUCUGAUCCUAGCUGUGGGAGAGAUGUGUUGGUCUAAUACCCCAUCUUUCCGGUUCUGCCAAUCGUUCCUGCUUGCUCCAGUUCCGAGCAACCCGAAAAUCUAUGAUCUCACUAAUGACAUCCUACAUUUCAUUCCCCAGCCCCUACUUGAGCUUGGUAGAUUAACGACGGAGAGAACCGAAGAUACUACUUCAAAGCAGGCCGCGGAGAACACAAAGGCGCCGGAAAAUAAAGAGCAGGAGACGUUAGUCGAAGCGCCAAUUGCUCAGAAACCUCAAGAACAGGAAGUAAAAGGGGCAGACAAAAAAUCUGAACAAUCGAAAUUAGUCACUGUCGAAGUACCGGCGAAGUCAUCCAAAAAUACAGAGUCGGAAAAAGAAGCAUCAAGAACAGAGCAUAAAAAACCUGAACCUGCCCUCAAGACCGCCAUAGAAGAGCUAAAUAUCAAAGAAUUUCCAGAAAAGCUAGAAGACUCGUCGGCGGCGAACGGAAAACUGCCACAGCAGUCUGGAGAAGAUGAAACAGUGACCGAGUCGAAAGAAGCGGUUUUCUCCAUAAGUAACGAGACCACGAAUGACGAGACUCUAGAGACCACGAAUAAUAAGACGGUUGAGACCGAAAGGCCCUCCACACCGGAACCAGCCAAAAAAAUGAACUGGGCAUCCAAGCUAGCGGCUUCAGAGUCGAAGGACGUUCCCAAUGUGGUCACCAAAUACAUACGCGCAGAGCCAGAUGCUGCGCAGCCGCCUAAAAAGAUCUCUGACAGAAAAUCGGUGUCGCCUAGUGGUAUACCACGGGAAGGAAGAGAAGGCAAAAACCUGAAAAAGAAGCAGUUUAACUUCGUCAAUAAAGAUGGCUACUACCCAGUGUACGUCAAGGGCACUGGAGGUGUCACCGAUGACCAAUUGGUCAGGGCACUCGAAAGUGAGUUUGGAGUGGUGAGAAAAAUUUCAUCGCAAGAGACUUUUGCGGUCGUAGAUUUCGAAGACCAGCGUUGUCAAACGGAAGCAAUCGAAAAAGGCACUCUAAAAGUUAACAACGUCGAAGUUCACAUGGAGCCCAAGACAAUACGUAAAUCCAGUCCGUUUUCCGCAGCGGCUUCCACGCCUGCCUCGGGGCAGCGCUUCAGCAAAAAGCACGUCAACAAGAAGAAAGCUUGA
Lachancea meyersii CBS 8951 is the source of this 1455-nucleotide messenger RNA. Lineage: Eukaryota; Fungi; Ascomycota; Saccharomycetes; Saccharomycetales; Saccharomycetaceae. The record is from the annotation of a GenBank genome assembly.